Messenger RNA from Saccharomyces cerevisiae S288C, 4509 nucleotides. It is a transcript of the gene NUP170, whose product is annotated as Nup170p. Gene Ontology annotation, molecular function: structural constituent of nuclear pore. Gene Ontology annotation, biological process: nucleocytoplasmic transport; nuclear pore complex assembly. The record is from RefSeq and is marked reviewed. Bases 1 to 4509 code for a protein of 1502 amino acids. Gene Ontology annotation, cellular component: nuclear membrane; nuclear pore; nuclear pore inner ring. The transcript has a single exon. Lineage: Eukaryota; Fungi; Ascomycota; Saccharomycetes; Saccharomycetales; Saccharomycetaceae.
AUGUUUCAAAGUUUUUUCCACAACAAUGGGCCCGCUGCUGCCGGUGAAACGUUUUCAGAUAGCAGAUCGUACCCUUUAACGAAUCAUCAAGAAGUACCCAGGAAUGGACUGAAUGAGUUGGCCUCAUCUGCAACCAAGGCGCAACAACAACCUACACACAUAUUAAACUCAUAUCCAAUUACCGGGUCCAACCCACUCAUGAGGGCAAGCGCAAUGGGGGCGACCUCUGGCAGCAUCAAUCCUAAUAUGUCCAACAUGAAUGAGCACAUUCGUGUUUCCGGGAUGGGGACUUCUAAGCCCCUGGACUUAGCGGGAAAGUACAUUGACCAUCUACAACAUAAAGAUAGUAACACUCCCGUACUCGACGAACGAUCUUAUUAUAACAGCGGGGUAGAUUAUAACUUCAGCAGAGAAAAAAACGGCUUAGGAGCGUUUACUCCAUUUGAAAAGCAAGAUGUGUUCAACAUUCCGGACGAGAUUUUGCAUGAAUUUUCCACUUCACAGACAAAAACUGAUAUGGGUAUUUUCCCGGAGUUAAAUCGAUGUUGGAUAACUAUUGAUAAUAAACUGAUACUCUGGAAUAUUAACAAUGACAAUGAGUAUCAGGUGGUAGAUGAUAUGAAGCAUACCAUUCAAAAAGUCGCCUUGGUAAGACCUAAGCCAAACACCUUUGUGCCUGCCGUGAAGCAUCUACUUUUGAUAAGCACGACAAUGGAGCUUUUCAUGUUUGCUAUUUCCUUAGACAAAGCCACCAACGAACUCAGUGUAUUCAAUACACAUCUAUCAGUCCCUGUACAAGGCAUUGAUGUAAUAGACAUUGUGUCUCAUGAAAGAUCGGGUAGAAUUUUCUUCGCAGGCCAAGCCAGUGGCCUGAAUAUCUGGGAGUUGCACUACUCAGGUUCCGAUGACUGGUUCAAUAGUAAAUGUAGUAAGGUCUGUCUGACAAAGUCUGCCCUAUUAAGUCUUCUACCUACUAACAUGUUAUCGCAGAUUCCAGGUGUUGAUUUUAUUCAGGCUUUGUUCGAAGAUAAUUCUAACGGUAAUGGCGGAUUUUCUCAAGAGACCAUCACGCAACUAACUAUUGACCAACAAAGAGGAAUCAUCUAUUCAUUAUCCUCCAAAUCCACCAUUAGAGCAUACGUAAUAACAGAAAAAUCACUGGAAGGACCCAUGUCAAUUGAGCCUGCCUACAUCAGUAGGAUCAUAGGUACCACGACGGCAAGGGCAGCACCGAUUUUGGGCCCCAAAUACCUAAAAAUUGUCAAGAUAAGCUCUGUUGCACCAGAAGAAAACAACAAUUUGUUUUUAGUUGCUUUAACAGUAGGUGGUGUGCGUUUGUACUUUAAUGGUUCCAUGGGCAGAUUUAACAUCGAAGCUUUGAGGUUAGAAUCGAUCAAGUUCCCCCCUAGUUCUGUAACUCCUGAAGUCAUCCAACAAGAAUUACUACAUCAACAACAGGAACAGGCGAAGAGAAGCUUUCCUUUCUUUUCAAAUCUAAUGUCUUCCGAACCAGUCCUCUUAAAAUUCCAAAAGAAAUCAUCUGUAUUACUAGAGACUACAAAAGCAAGUACAAUUAUUUCCCCAGGCAUAUUUUUUUCCGCUGUGAUCAAGUCAUCUCAGCAAACUCAUCAACAAGAAAAAAAAGAGAACUCAUCUGUUACUGGAACGACCGCUACCGCAGGGUCUAAAACUGUCAAACAACAGCCAGUUACUUUACAACAUAAGCUUUUCGUUAGUGUUCCAGAUUAUGGUAUCUUGAAAACACACGGUAAGUACGUUGAAAAUGCCACGUUUUUGGAAACUGCGGGCCCAGUUCAACAAAUUAUUCCCUUAUCGGGGUUGUUUAAUGCAACGACAAAGCCACAAGGAUUUGCUAACGAAUUUGCGACACAGUACACAUCAGAAACUUUAAGGGUAGCAGUUUUGACGAGCACUUCUAUCGAAAUUUAUAAAUAUCGUACUCCUGAUGAAAUUUUUGAGGAUCUAAUCGAUAAUCCGCUGCCAUUCGUCUUAAAUUAUGGUGCCGCGGAAGCUUGUUCCACUGCAUUGUUUGUUACUUGCAAAUCAAAUAAAUCUGAAAAAUUAAGAUCUAAUGCCCUGACUUUUUUAACUAUGGGUAUUCCUGGCGUUGUUGACAUCAAACCUGUCUACAACCGUUAUUCUGUAUCUACAGUAUCCUCUUUAUUGUCAAAGCCCACUUUAUCAACCGCAACAACUAAUCUCCAACAAUCAAUAACUGGCUUUAGUAAACCCUCCCCUGCAAACAAGGAAGAUUUUGACUUAGAUGACGUAAUAUUAUCCCCCAGAUUUUACGGUAUUGCAUUAUUGAUUACCAGACUACUUCGAGAUAUUUGGGGGAGACAUGUCUUCAUGACUUUUACAGAUAAUAGGGUGACAUCCCAUGCUUUCAUUUCUUCUUCUGAUCCAAUCACUCCAUCUAUUAAUAACCUAAAAAGUGAUGAAAUUUCACAAAAUAGGAACAUAAUAUCAAAGGUUUCUAUUUCCAAGGAUUGUAUCGAGUACUAUCUAUCUUCAAUUAACAUUUUAAAUGAAUUUUUCAUCACUUAUGGUGAUUCAAUUUCCCAAAUAUCAGCUCCCUACGUAUUAGCGAACAAUUCUAACGGCAGGGUUAUUGAUAAAACAGAAGAAGUUGCAAACCAAGCGGAAAGUAUAGCGAUUAAUGCGAUGAUCAAAAUGGUACAGUCCAUAAAGGAAGGUCUAUCAUUCUUGAACGUUUUAUACGAGGAAAGCGAAGUCGAAGGAUUCGACAACCAAUACCUUGGUUUCAAGGAUAUAAUCAGUUUUGUAAGCUUGGACGUCCAAAAAGAUUUAGUCAAACUAGAUUUUAAAGAUUUAUUUGCUCCAAAUGACAAAACAAAAUCAUUAAUUAGAGAAAUUUUAUUAUCCAUCAUCAAUAGGAAUAUCACCAAAGGUGCGUCGAUAGAGUAUACCGCAACAGCUUUACAAGAACGCUGUGGAUCAUUCUGCUCUGCAAGUGAUAUAUUAGGAUUUAGAGCCAUUGAACAUCUUAGAAGGGCUAAAGAAAUUGGCUUGCGUAACUAUGAUUCUCUAAACUAUCACCUGAAAAAUGCUACUGCUUUACUUGAACAAAUUGUGGAUGAUCUUUCUAUCGAGAAAUUGAAAGAAGCUGUAUCAAUGAUGCUGAGUGUAAAUUAUUACCCAAAAUCUAUUGAAUUCUUAUUGAAUAUUGCCAACUCUAUGGACAAAGGCAAACUAGCUUGUCAAUAUGUGGCAAAUGGAUUUUUAGAAAAUGAUGAUAGGAAACAAUAUUACGACAAACGUAUCUUAGUUUAUGACCUAGUUUUUGAUACUUUAAUAAAAGUAGACGAACUUGCCGAAAAAAAACAGUCAUCAAAAACUCAAAACCAAAUUUCGAUAUCGAAUGACGAUGAAGUGAAACUGAGACAAAAAAGUUAUGAAGCCGCCCUAAAAUAUAACGAUAGAUUAUUCCACUAUCAUAUGUAUGAUUGGCUUGUGUCUCAGAACAGAGAGGAAAAACUAUUAGAUAUUGAAACUCCAUUCAUACUCCCUUAUUUAAUGGAAAAGGCAGGUAGUUCAUUGAAGAUAUCUAAUAUACUCUGGGUCUAUUAUUCAAGAAGAUCUAAAUUUUUCGAAUCUGCUGAAAUUCUUUACCGUUUAGCUACAUCGAAUUUUGACAUCACAUUGUUUGAAAGAAUUGAGUUUCUUUCACGCGCCAAUGGUUUUUGCAACAGUGUGUCACCAUUAAGCCAGAAACAAAGAAUUGUACAAUUAGCUAGUAGGAUCCAAGAUGCAUGUGAAGUUGCUGGUAUUCAAGGUGAUAUAUUGUCGCUCGUGUAUACAGACGCAAGAAUAGAUUCAGCCAUUAAAGAUGAGCUGAUCAAAACUCUAGAUGGUAAAAUAUUGAGCACAAGUGAGCUGUUUAAUGAUUUUGCUGUACCCUUAAGUUACCAUGAAAUUGCCCUAUUCAUUUUCAAGAUAGCAGAUUUUAGGGACCAUGAAGUAAUUAUGGCCAAGUGGGAUGAGCUAUUCCAAUCUUUGAGGAUGGAAUUUAAUAAUACCGGAAAGAAAGAAGAUUCAAUGAACUUCAUCAACUUACUGUCUAAUGUACUGAUUAAAAUUGGUAAAAAUGUUCAGGAUUCUGAAUUCAUUUUCCCCAUUUUCGAACUCUUUCCCAUUGUCUGUAAUUUUUUCUACGAAACACUACCUAAGGAACAUAUUGUAUCAGGGUCGAUAGUUUCUAUAUUCAUAACAGCGGGUGUUUCUUUCAACAAAAUGUACUAUAUUUUAAAAGAACUAAUCGAGACAUCAGAUUCCGAUAAUUCCGUAUUUAAUAAAGAAAUGACCUGGUUAAUUCACGAAUGGUACAAAUCGGACAGGAAAUUUAGGGACAUUAUUUCCUACAACGAUAUCAUUCACUUGAAGGAAUACAAAAUUGAUAAUGAUCCAAUUGAAAAGUACGUUAAGAACAGCGGCAAUAAUUUGGGGAUUUGUUUCUACAAAGAAUAA